Messenger RNA from Penaeus chinensis, 2693 nucleotides. Its product is annotated as lysine-specific demethylase 8-like. Gene Ontology annotation, cellular component: nucleus. The record is from RefSeq and is a predicted model, not a curated record. The coding region runs from base 881 to 2512 and encodes 543 amino acids. Gene Ontology annotation, molecular function: histone H3K36 demethylase activity. NCBI's taxonomy places the organism in Eukaryota, Metazoa, Arthropoda, Malacostraca, Decapoda, Penaeidae. The transcript is spliced from 5 exons.
UCUGACGGUCGGACCAUCCCUUGCUCGAGAUCUGCAUUCGAAUUACACAGGGUCGUAAUGUGUAAUGAUUUCCUAAUAACCACCGACAUGCAGCCAAAUUAACCUGCUCCUGGCAUCUAGAAAAACAUGCACUGACACAGCACAUAUCUUGGGAGUGGGCCCCUUCAUCCCACCCUUGUCCCGUACCUUUAGGCUGAAUUAAUUCCCUUCCCAGGCAUAACGGAAAGUUGUGGUAAUAGGUUCCGCUGGUCGAUUGGGGGCGAGUGUGACAUUUGAACACUCAGUUAUUAUAAAUGAUUGUUGUGUACGUCUGGCUACUGUUUGCUGUCCUUGGCAACCAAGGAUUUGACUGUACUGUGCAUUAUGUUAAGCACGUGUUCGAAACUUCGCUAAAAAUGCAGUACGUGUCUAUAUAAAGAAUUAUUUCCAAGCUCUUACAUAGCAGCCUAACACGAAGCAAAGUAACAGGCUGCUCAGAUAUGCAGACUCAUGUUAGCAAAGCAUAACAACUCAUUACAGAUACCCAAAUCGAUUGCCAGACGGCGCCCGCGUCACGCCACGUGACCGAACGUUUGUCAUUGGGUCGCUUAGAAAUCGAAAAUAACUCUGUCAUUUGGGAAAGUAUUGACUUAUUUGCUUUAUAACGAAUUGUCCUUUGAGAAUUUGUGACUCGUUUGUAAAAAUUAUCUUUUAGCAAACCCUCCAAGGCGUACAGACGCAAUGCGUCCAUUAGAUCCCAAAUAAGGGCUUCGUAGCAUCCCGAGGCAGGAUUCCGCCGGGAGCGAAAGGUUCCCUGCCAGGGAUGAGCGCGGUGGCGGAGGCCGAGGCGACGGACGCGUGACCACAUCGUCUUAUAUUACUCCUGGCUGCUCCAGAAAAGAUGUGUUCGCUUCCGAAACCCGCGAACACAGUCGUAAAGAACCGUGAUGCUGAAGUUGACAUCCUACAGAAGCUGGCCAAGUUGGUUCGGAAGGGCCUGGAUCUGGUGAGGAGGAGAGUGAGCGAGGAGGCAGAGGAGGUUCUUAGAUCCACGAGAACAAAAGAACCGGUUGAGGGGAAGAACCGGGCAGGGGAAACUACAACCCAAGCCACACUUCAGGAACGCGCCAAAAGAGAAAGAGAGAUUGAAGCUCGUGGAGAUCAAGGACUCAUAAAACGCAUUAGAGAUGAUGAAGCUUAUACCGACGAAGAGGAUGAAGCGUCCUCCGGGAACGACUUGUCACCUACGGGAAGAAGUUUUCGAGAGGAAAACGGCUUCACGGAUGACGAGGGAACAACGGGCAAGAGUCGUCCAUAUAUUUCCUCCCCACCAUCGAGUCAUUUCACGGAGGACAUGCUCCCGGUCGGCGUGGAAGAGGAGGUGGUGGGUGGGUGGGUGAGGGGAACGAUCGCCAGGUUGCUCAGCUUUGUGGGUUUUCCUUCGACGCCCCGGGAGGCAGCUGUCUCGGCGAACGCGCUCCUGGAUUACACGUGGCAGAAGCUGAAUACAGGCCAUUGGCAAGAUGUCCCGAAAACUUGGCGCCUUGUUUUCACCUGGGGAAGCAUCGCGGCCGUACACAUUCUCCUGGCAGAUCUGCAAUUGUCCCUCAGCGGCGGCGUCAACGCUCCCCACACCCAUUUUUCGUCAGCGGCCGAGAUUGUCCGGGCGUGCGACCGCGGCCUCCUGAUGGGCGCUCCAAUUGGUGACAAUCCCCUCCACGAGGUGGCUUCCCUUUUCAACCUCCACGCCCGAUUGUCUUCCGGCACGUCGAUGGCCGAUCUCCCUCUGGAGGGCCUCCCCGUCACCCAGCAAGACAAGGCCACGGUCCACUACCCUCUCCCUUCCGAGCACUGUCCUCCUCUGGAUCGUUUCCUCUUGAACUACAUGAACAAAGUGGUCCCUGUCAAACUCCUAGGCAUCGUAGACCACUGGCCAGCCCUCAAGAAGUGGCGGAUCCCCUACCUAAGAGAAUUAGCGGGCGCCCGCACAGUUCCAGUGGAGGUGGGUGCCCGCUACACCGACUCCACGUGGUCGCAGACGCUACUCUCCCUUGAAGACUACCUGACUCGCUUCGUGAGCCAGCCCGCCGCUGGUGCGGCCACAGGUUACCUGGCGCAGCAUCAACUGCUGGACCAAAUACCAGAGCUCCGCGACGACCUCCUGGUACCAGACUACUGCCACCUGGGGGAGGAGGAGCCGCGCCUCCACGCAUGGCUAGGGCCUCGAGGUACCGUGAGUCCCUUGCAUCACGACCCGGAUCACAACAUCCUUGUCCAGGUACUAGGGUACAAGUACAUCCGCCUGUACGCAGAGGACCAGAGCCUUCUGCUGUAUCCUCAUCCAGACCCCCUGCUGAGCAACACGUCGCAAGCAGAGAUCGAAGGCCCACAGGCAGACUGGCCGCUCCUCCAGCAGGCACAAUACCAUGACUUGAUCCUGGCACCCGGGGAGUCGCUCUACAUCCCUCCCCGCUACUGGCACUAUGUCAGGUCCCUUUCGACCUCCUUCUCAGUGUCCUUCUGGUGGCGAUGAAGGCCAGCUCAUCCUCAAGCCUACUAUGGCCAAGAUCUGUCUGGCCAGGGACUGGUGGCGCCGGUGCUCAGCCACGUUUUGGAGCCAAGAGUUCUGGCUGCCGGCCGGCCUCACCUGGGACGACAUCCACACCUCCAUGUACGACAUUCUCUUCAUCCCGCUGCUCAUCGGACUCUUCUUC